AUGAAUUUGGCCUGUAACAACACCAGUGACCGGAAACACGCAGACUCAAUUUUGGAGAAGUACGUUACUGAAAUUGUCAUGAGUAUCGUUACCACCUUCUUCAGUUCUCCCUUCUCAGACCAGAGCACGACGCUGCAGACUCGCCAGCCUGUCUUUGUGCAACUGCUGCAAGGUGUGUUCAGGGUUUACCACUGCAACUGGUUAAUGCCGAGCCAAAAAGCCUCUGUGGAGAGCUGUAUUCGGGUGCUCUCUGAUGUAGCCAAGAGCCGAGCCAUCGCUAUUCCUGUGGACCUGGACAGCCAAGUCAACAACCUCUUUCUGAAGUCCCACAGCAUCGUACAGAAAACUGCCAUGAACUGGCGUCUGACUGCCCGUAAUGCGGCUCGCAGAGACUCUGUUCUGGCAGCUUCUAGAGACUACCGGAAUAUCAUUGAGAGAUUGCAGGACAUCGUCUCAGCCCUGGAGGACCGUCUAAGGCCCCUGGUCCAGGCAGAGUUAUCUGUGCUCGUGGAUGUGCUCCACAGACCUGAGCUGCUUUUCCCAGAGAACACAGAUGCCAGAAGAAAGUGCGAAAGUGGUGGCUUCAUUUGCAAGUUAAUAAAGCAUACUAAACAGUUGCUAGAGGAGAAUGAGGAAAAACUCUGCAUUAAGGUCCUACAGACCCUCCGAGAAAUGAUGACCAAAGACAGAGGCUAUGGAGAAAAGCUCAUUUCCAUUGAUGAAUUGGAUAAUGCUGAGCUCCCACAAGCUCCGGAUUCUGAGAACUCCACAGAGGAGCUUGAACCGAGCCCCCCCCUGAGGCAACUGGAAGACCAUAAAAGGGGUGAGGCGCUCAGGCAAAUUUUGGUCAACCGUUACUAUGGAAACAUCAGACCUUCAGGAAGAAGAGAAAGCCUCACCACCUUUGGCAAUGGCCCGCUGUCACCAGGAGGACCCAGCAAGCCUGGGGGAGGAGGGGGAGGCUCUGGGUCCAGCUCCACGAGCAGGGGUGAGAUGAGCCUGGCUGAGGUUCAGUGCCACCUCGACAAGGAGGGUGCCUCCAAUCUGGUCAUCGACCUCAUAAUGAAUGCGUCCAGUGACCGAGUGUUUCAUGAAAGCAUUCUCCUGGCCAUCGCCCUCCUGGAAGGAGGCAACACCACCAUACAG
Molecule: messenger RNA, 1146 nt
Organism: Leptonychotes weddellii (Weddell seal)
Lineage: Eukaryota; Metazoa; Chordata; Mammalia; Carnivora; Phocidae
Source: RefSeq, a predicted model, not a curated record